AAAAGCAAGAAGAAAAGAUUUAGCAAUAAAAGUAUUAUUCUGAAUAGCUAGCUAUCAACCUUUCAAUAAAUAUAACCAAGAGCAUUCGGAUAUUAUCUAUAAAUUUAAGAGAGUGCAUUUAUUAAAACAGAUUAUUGUAAAAGAUUACCGACAUUUUAGAAUUUAAAGGGAAUGAAUAUGCAAAAUAACAAAUAAAAUCCCAUUGAAGAGCAGCAUAGUAUUAUUGGGGCUAUUAAAAUAAAAGAUGGUUUAUUUAUAGGAGAUGAAUACGCUGCUUAAGACUUAGAGUUUGUUAUUACUAACAAAGUUACUCACAUUAUUAAUUGUGCAGGGCAAAGCAUAGGCAAUAUUUGGGAACAAAUAGGCGUUAUGUAUUUAACGUUUCCUUGGACUUAAAGUGAUUAAUAAAUAUUAUUUGAUGAAUAAGAUGAGAUCUUGAAUGAGAUAGUAAAAUUUAUAGACGAAGCUGCCGAAGCAGGUGAAUCUACUCUUGUGCAUUCUGUCAAAGGAUAGAGCCGCGCGUGCUGUGUGUUGGCAUCCUACUUUAUGAAAAAAUAUAAUUGGGCUUUGUUAAAAACACUUGAAUUUUUAAAUUCCAGAAGACCUGAUUUAGAAAUUAGAUCAAGCUUUUUUUAAUAACUCACCAAUUUAUCAAAAAAACUCUAAAUUACAGGAGCAGGAGCUAUGAUUCAAGAUUGGAAUGAAAUAUCCUAUUUUCCAAAUGGAAUCGUAAAUGUUGAGGAGUUAAUAAUCAGAAAUACCUUUUUGAAUUCAAGAAAUGCACCAGUUGCUGAUAUCUUUUCAGAUGAAUAAAUAUAAUUGUAAAUGAUGAGAAAAGAAAAAAAAGAUAAGCUUACUUGGAAUGAUAUUCAUCAUAAUCGUGAUUUGCAUGUAGCAGUCUUUCCUAAUCCUGAUACAUUCAAUCCUAUUUAGCAUUAUAGAUAAUCAUCUUUAAGUAAGAAACCCAUUAAAUCCUGUCUAAAGGGAUCUAAUAAACACAGUAGAGUGGGAAGUGAAGGAGCUAUGCUAUAGCAAAACUAAUAACAAUAGAAAAAUGGAAUGACUAGAUCUAUGAGUGGUAAACAAAUAGGAGUUUUUGGACCAUAGCUCAAGUAUAACAAAAGUGUCAAAACACUUGUAGAGGAUGCUUCUUAAUUAGGAAAUCAGCCAUCAUUCUUACUUAACUCUAGCUAAUAAAAGACAGAAAUUUCCAGUUGUAAUAAUAUAAGCAACAGUAACUUCUAUUCAAAUAAUAAUCUUAGUAUUAAUAACAUAAAUUAAAUUCAAAAUGCUUAAAAUUAAUAAAUUAAUGGAACUAGUAAUUCCUUACUAUAAAACAAGAAUAAUAGCAAUUACAGUUAACAACUAUCUUCUUAGUCUAUUUAAUAAUACUCUUCAAAUACUAAUUAGCAAUCAAGCUUUCAACAGCAUUAACCUCUUCUCUCUUAGCAAAUAAGACACCUCUAAUAGUAAAUUCCUAUUAAUAAUUAGAAUCAGCAAAUAAAUUCUAAUAGUUUAAAUAACAAAUCUGGAGCCUUAUCAGGAUCUACAGGAAUACUUGCUUAGUAAUAUUAGUAAUAAUAAUAGUAAUUAAAUUAACUAAAUUCCCAAUAGUAUAGUAAUAUUAGUGGGAGUCAGCUUUAAACUUUGAAUAUUGGUAAUAAUUUUAGUAAGGCUAAUAACUCUAAUACUUCUGGAGUUAAUGAUAACAAUACAUCAGUGUAAUUUAAUUUAAAUAAUAAUGAGAAUAAAUAAAACCUAAAUAUUCCAAAUCCUAUUACAAGCAGCGCUUAGCAAAUAAAGACUUAGGGUGAAAUUUUACUAAGGGCUCUUAACAGUGCAAAUACUUCUUCCAAAAAUUCAACUACCUUUUAAAAUUCCCUAACAUUAAACUCAGGUAAUAACAGUGGAAGCAAAAGUAUUAGUUCAUCAGCAAUAACCUCACCAUAUAAUUAAAAAAGCAUUACAAAUGCUUUGAGCAGCACUUUAAAUGAUAAAAAAAUAGCUUAGACUUCCAAUAGCGCUGGUAAUGGAUCAAGCAGUGGGAAUAAAAGUAAUAAAAUGAUGCCACCUCAAAGUGCUUAAAUGCAAGAGAAAAAAUAAAAUUUAAUCUCAAAGAUACUUGAACAGCAAUAACCUCAUUCUUCAUCUUCUUCAAAUACAAAUUCUACUACAAAUUUGAUUAGAAGCAACAGUUUAAGGGCUUUUGAUAAUGAAAAAGAUUCUGUGGGAAAUAAAAACAAUCUUUCAGCAAAAAACUCUAUCUAAACUUAUUUAAAUCCAUAAGGUAAUAAUAACACAAAACAAAGCAAUACAACUCUCAAUAAUAACAAUAGUUCUAAUAUGAGUUUGCUUUAAAAAAAUAACACAAGUUUUGGUAGCUAGCUAGGUACUGAUCCCCAAACUAAUAAAAGCUCUUCCUAGAACCUUUAAAUCUAAAGUGGUUACAGAAGCAAUAGCUUACCAAAAAAACUUGAUGAAGAAAGAAGCCCCUAGAGUAAUAAACUGAAUUACUAACUACAAGCAAAUAAUAGACCAUCAUCAGUUUCUAAUAAAGAAAAAUAAGAAAGUCUUCUUCAGCAAUAAAAAAAUUAAUUUAGCUAUUUAAAUAAUGAGAUGAAGAAUUCCUAGAUAUAGUAGGGUAAUAAUUUACUUGAGAAACCUCUUCUCUAAAAUAAUUAUGUAAGAACUCAAUCAGCCCAUAACAGUGAUACUUAAAGUAACAGCAACAGCAAUCUCAAAAAUACAGACAACCUUUACUUAAGUUCUCAAUCAUAAGCAAAAUAAGCUAUUGGAAAUCUUUUAUAGACUAAUAAAAGCCCAGUAAGUAACAACAACAAUAAUACAAAAGGAUACAUAAAGAAUGAAAGACCACCUCUAAAACCAAGAGAGUAAAAUUCACUAACAAGCACAACUAACAACACAAAUAGUACGAUUAAUACUUCACUGAGCAAAUCAUUUUAGUAGUCCAAUCUUACUAAAUACAGCAUUAAUAGUAAUGUUUAAUCUUAAUAAACUUCCACAUCUGACUCAAAUAGAUUCUCUAGUAACACCUACAACUAAUUUUCUACAUCAAUAAACUAGUCUAACCUAUCAAGCUAAGAUCUCUAGUAGGCUCCUUCUUCCUCUUCACUUACUCAAACUAUUUCUAACAAAAUAACUUCAGGAUCUUCUGGAUUGAACUCUGAAACCUUAAAUGGAAAUGAUAAAUAUAGCAAUAUCAUACCUUCAUCAAAUAAAUCUCCUAUAAAUUCAAGUCAAACGAUGAAGACAUCAUUGAUCAGCAAGCCUCCUCAAUCAAAGCCUUAGUAAUCUUUUGAUAAGAGUUUAAAAGAGAAUUAUAACAUUUAGCCCUACACAGUCUACUAACCUAUGACAAAUAACUUUAUGGAAACAUAGAAGCUAAAAGAGAGUCUUACAAUUGGAACUUCUAAUGUACUCUCUAAGCAGAGUAUUGGCAAGCAGACACCUUAAUAUAGAUCAUUUUCUCCUGAUAUUUAAAGUAAUUUCAAAAUAGAUUUCUUUUUUUCAUUAAUAACAAAAUAAUAAAAUUUUUAAAAAGGUCUUCAAAAUAAACUUGAUAAACAAAAAUAAUUGGGAACAAGUAAAAAUCGUAUUCGUAGUAACUCUCCUGGUUAAGCUCUGACUUUAAAUUAAAACUACACUAACACUGGAAGUAGCUUAUCAUAUAAUCAAAUUUAGCCUAGCUAAAAUGUUUUUGUAGAUUAAAAAAUAGACUACUUAAAGCAAUCAUCAAACAUAAAUGCAAUCAGCUCAGAAUCUGAUAAUAUAUUCACAGUGAGCAGCGGUUUACUUAACUCUAAUAUUUAAUCAAAUAAACCUCGCUGGAAAUUUUGA
Molecule: messenger RNA, 3858 nt
Organism: Tetrahymena thermophila SB210
Lineage: Eukaryota; Ciliophora; Oligohymenophorea; Hymenostomatida; Tetrahymenidae
Product: dual specificity phosphatase domain protein
Exons: 9
Biological process (GO): protein dephosphorylation
Molecular function (GO): protein tyrosine/serine/threonine phosphatase activity
Source: RefSeq, a predicted model, not a curated record